GCAUCAGGUCUUGAUACAUGAGACAGAAAUUCAACACUGUUUACUGCUUUUGUCAACAGAGGGAUCGCCACAGACCAGUCUAAGGCCUGAAAGCAGUUGAGUUUCGCCUCGGCUGACCACAUUCCAAGCAACCAACCAUCAAAUACAAGGUCCGCCAGACCUUGUCCUGACAAAAAGAACCCUGUUCCAGAAGAAGGUAUAUCCGCUCUCCCCGCCCAAGCAGGCCUGGCUCAUCCAACGGCCUCAGCGAAAUAAACUCGAAGCCUUACCUCGUCUCGCCUAGGGCCACGGUCCAUCCCUAGCCUAGACCACUCUGUCUGACGCCCGACACGACUCAUGGAAGCACAAGAUCAUGGAUAAGGGUCCUAGCCUGGGAUCACUCGUAGGGAUCUGCCGAUCAUUUAUGGGUUGGGUUCUGCCUCCAACUUAUGUGCUGACAAUGUUGUACUCACAAGAGAAAACAUCGACUGCCUCUACCACCGGUCACACGUAAGUGCGAGAUACAACUCGAUCGCCAUAACUCGGAGAUAUUCCAGCGGCUGAUGAUGAGCCAUCUCGAAUCUCCGAGUGAUUGCACUUCCUGACGUGGCUUCUCAGAUUAUGCUGGGACUUUCUCGUAUCCUCAACACCGCAGAGCAUAGACCAGACCUGAGUUGAGACAUUUCAGAGGAACUUGACUGUCAAGGAUUUCAAAAAUAAACACCAUGUCGAAUCUCAGCCAUAUUGGCGUCGAUGGCUAUAUAGGAAAGGAGAGGGAAUUCGAGACAUUCGGCCCUGAAGAUAGUGGGGAUGGCUCAGGCAGCCCCCAGCCGACUGUCAACGCUGAGGAGAUCAUCAUGGCUGAUGGUACUGUCGAGUAUGUUGACAAGAAUGCCUUCGGCGAUGAGCUCGACCGAAUGCCUAAUGGCUACUAUCGGAGUCCUCAGUUCAUUGGUACUCUUGCUGCGCAGUGUCUAGCAAGUACUUGCGCAUACCUAGGAUGGGUGCUCCCCUCAAAUACUCUCGCUUUGAUAAAUGCCGACAUUGGUCCUUCCGCUCAAAUCGCAUGGGUAGCGACUAUAUGGACUAUGGGAUCUUCUAUUGGCUUUCUCAUCAUUGGCCGUCUGUCCGAUCUAUAUGGCCGAAAGUGGAUGGUCAUGAGCACUACUCUACUGGGCCUCAUCGGUUGCAUUAUUGGUGGCACCGCAAAGAGCUUAGGUAUGCUCAUCGCUUCGAAUGGGUGCAAUGGUCUUGCAGCUGCUGGGCAGCUCUCCUUUGGCAUUGUCUUAGGUGAACUUGUUCCCAACAAGCAUCGAGGUCCCAUCAUGGGUUUUGUCUUCUUGACGUCGAUCCCAUUUGGAGUCUUUGGCCCAGUCGUAGCCCGAACGAUGAUCGAGAACAUACAUGAAGGCUGGCGCUGGAGUUACUAUCUGGGCAUCAUUCUGAGUGUAAUCACUCUGGCUCUAUAUCAGUUCCUCUACCACCCACCAACCUUUUCUCAACUCCACGUCGGGAAGACGAGAAUACAGCAAACCAAAGAGCUUGAUUGGAUUGGCAUGUCUCUUUUCACUACUGGAUGCGUUCUCUUCCUCGUUGGCCUUUCUUGGGGCGGUACGACAUAUCCUUGGAAGAGUGCUGAGGUAUUGUGCACAUUAGUCACUGGUAUAAUGACCCUUGCCGGCUUCUUUGUAUAUGAGGCCCACUUCUGUUCUGUAAAACCCCUGAUUCCGUCCAGUGUUUUUAAGAACACUGGGUUCGUCGCAGUAGUCACCUGUGCGACUGUUGCCUCCAUGGUUUACUACUCCUUGACAGUUCUCUGGCCUACAAUUAUCAGCGCACUGUACACCACAGAUUCCAUCAAAGUUGGCUGGCAGAGCUGCGUGAUUGGUGGUGGAGUUGUUCUGGGCCAAGCUAUGUCAGGUCUCGCUAUUGCCUAUGUUCCUCACCUCAAGAUCCAGUGCAUAUGCGCUGCUGCUCUUGUUAUGACUUUCAUCACGUCGAUGUGUUCCCUAUCUCCUGACCGGUGGGCAAAUACAAUCGCAUUCGGGUUGAUUGCAUGCACUGCCGUUGGGUACAUUGAGAAUGUUGCAGUCACCUGUGUAACUCUGCUCUGGGAACCCCAAGAUAUCGGCCUAGCAUCUGGCAUUCUUGGAUCGAUUCGUGCCCUCGGUGGUGCCAUUGCUCAGGCUUUGUAUGUCUCUAUUCUCAGCAACGAGUUGACCAGGAAGAUGCCCGAGUACGUGACCCCAGCUGCAACUAAACUUGGUCUGCCAACCAAAUCCCUACCUUCACUCUUUGAGGCUAUCAACAAAGGCGAUUACUCAGAUGUACCCGGUAUCAACAAGGCCAUCAUUGAAUCAGUCGGAGAUGCCGUUGUCAAAGCCUACACCAACUCACUACAUUAUGUCUUCUACGCCACUGUACCGUUCUCAUGUAUCAUGCUUGUCGCCGCUUGCUUGGUUCCCGACGUCAAAAAGUUCUUGACGUACAAUGUUGCAAAACGUCUCCAGGAUAAGAGCUUCCGUAAAUCCUCUACCGAAGCCAACGAGGUCGCGGUUCAGGCCAUGAAUGAAUGUCAUCCAGAUGAGGCUGAAGUGGCAUCGCAUGUGUAGACUUUCUAGCAAUUUUCUUCAGACGGCUGCGAUGUUACGAACUGUGUAUAAGGACGGGAAAUGAUACGUGGUAAUGGGUAACUAGAGCUUGACAAUUCUUUAUGGGACGAUACUGAUAUGAAUCGAUAGAGUAACAUCGAUUAGCGGACAGUCGGAGACUAACUCCGUAAAAUUGAUCAAGACGUCGAGUAAGCAAACUCUUAACAUGGCAUUGAGGGUUUAGACAUGCCAGUAGAAAAGAAUAUGUAAACCUAAAGAGUUCUUAGAACUGUCUGAAAACGCCAAACCAAAUCACUAUAAUCGAAUCAACCACGGGCUAGAGAGCUCAGUCUCUAACCGCGCUGAGGACUAUCGAAAUAUCAGAGUAACUACGCCAAAAGGACAAUCGCCAGAGAGCUUCUCAACGAUCUGGUUAAAGAAAACAGGCGUGACGACAAUGCCGGCGCUGACGAGCGAAGCAGCCGCAGAGAGAAGCGUGACAAAGACUGUGGUCUUCAUGUUGAUGAUGCCGAUGAUGAAUAUGAAUAUGUGUAUAGUGGCGUGAUAUUGAGCGGCCAGAAGAGAGUGACACUUGAAGUUACAGAACCAGCUGAAACGACAAAAAAAUUAACUACCUAGACAGGGUAGAAGAGAAAGAAAUGCGUAGGGCAAAGAAUUAAUAUAUAUUUUUUAA
Molecule: messenger RNA, 3264 nt
Organism: Fusarium odoratissimum NRRL 54006
Lineage: Eukaryota; Fungi; Ascomycota; Sordariomycetes; Hypocreales; Nectriaceae
Exons: 6
Coding region: 705-2591 (628 amino acids)
Biological process (GO): transmembrane transport
Cellular component (GO): membrane
Molecular function (GO): transmembrane transporter activity
Source: RefSeq, a predicted model, not a curated record